GGCUUCCUUUUUUUUUUCUUCCUCUUUCCCCCCUCCCUCCCAGGCCGCUAGCGCCAGAGACCGGAGGAGCGCAGGCGCAGUCCGAGGUGGGUAGCACCAUCUGACUGAUGUUUCCCGGAAAAGCUGGAUUUUUACGGGCUCUCCGAAAAUAUCAUCGUGAUCGGCUAGGAGGAACUUUGGGAGAGGGAAGAGACACGCAGGAGCAUGGCGGCUUUGAACUGGAAGCCAUUUGUGUACGGAGGGCUGGCUUCCAUCACUGCAGAAUGUGGGACUUUCCCAAUCGAUCUGACGAAAACGCGGCUGCAGGUCCAAGGCCAGAAAAAUGAUGCCAAGCAUAAAGACAUCCGUUACCGUGGAAUGCUUCACGCGUUAGUGAAAAUAGUCAGGGAAGAAGGAUUGAAGGCUUUAUACUCUGGAAUUGCUCCGGCUAUGUUACGCCAGGCCUCUUACGGGACCAUAAAAAUAGGCACUUAUCAGAGCUUGAAAAGAAUAUUUAUUGAACGGCCCGAAGAUGAAACACUGGCUGUCAAUGUGUUGUGUGGGAUUCUGUCUGGGGUCGUUUCCUCUUCCAUUGCUAACCCCACCGAUGUGUUGAAGAUCAGGAUGCAAGCCCAAGGAAGUCUCAUCGAAGGCGGCAUGUUUGGGAACUUCAUGAAUAUUUAUCAGAACGAAGGUACCCGAGGCUUGUGGAAGGGAGUCUCUCUUACCGCUCAGAGAGCCGCGGUGGUGGUUGGUGUGGAGCUGCCCAUCUAUGAUCUCACCAAGAAGCACAUAAUCCUCAGCGGGUUCAUGGGAGACACAGUGUACACUCACUUUCUAGCAAGUUUCACAUGCGGCUUGGCGGGAGCUUUGGCAUCCAACCCCAUCGAUGUGGUGAGGACGCGGAUGAUGAAUCAGACAAGCUUACGAACGGGGCCCCAGCAUGGCUACAAGGGGACUCUAGACUGCUUGCUCCAGACCUGGAAGAACGAAGGUUUUUUUGCGUUGUACAAAGGAUUCUGGCCGAACUGGUUAAGGCUCGGGCCUUGGAAUAUAAUUUUCUUUUUGACUUAUGAACAGCUGAAGAAAUUGGAUUUCUGACAAGCUGAAAAUUGAAGAGGCCGUGUCUUCCGCUGGUGGUCUUAGGCCCUCAAGUGCUCUUUCGGGUAUCCAAGCUUGCAGAAUUGGUGAAAUUAAAUUGUUGUUGCAAAGAAAGUUGAAGCUCUCAAGCAUUACAGAACAGAAGAUAACUUGAGAGUGAAAGUCCUUAGCACUGGUUUGGCAUUUCAUCUUUCAUAAAUAUUACAAACAUUUUACUAUCGACACGUCUGAACGGGAGCGAGUGAAUUUAAUAAUUAGGUGCAGGGUUUCUUUCAGCCUUCGUUCAUUUAAAAAUAAGCUCUUUUCCAACAGCCAAUAAUUCAUGUGUUCACAACCUCAAGAAUCUGGAUUUUAUACCAAAGACUAGAUUGUGACUAAAGCCUAUUUUACAAAGCAUCCUAUUGUAUGGAGUAGCAUUGCAUAAAUAAUGUGCAAAACAUUUAUUUGCAAAACAACGUUGAACAUCCUUUUUCUCUUGAAACCCCUCAGUGGCAUUUCUUCUUCUUCUUCUUCUUUUUUUAAAAAAAUUAGCAUUACAUUAAUGCUGAAUUAAAUUCGUCACUGUGAGGUUUCAGCAAUGUCUUAAAAUACUUUGCCCCUAUCUGAUGAUUUGAGUAGACCUAAUCUCAAAUGUUUUUAUUUUAAAAAUAUUCCAUUGUGGGCAAUAGAUGAAUUCUCUGCAUAAACAUUACUUGACAGUGCUUUCUGAGAAAGUAUUAAACCGCUGCCCUUCUCAAUGUUUGGGACAAUAAUAACAUUAAGCAGUACAAGCAAUGUUGAGAUUAUGAAGGCCGAUUCAUAUAUGCAAAGUUAUGAAAUAUCUUCUAUGCCUGCUUGAAUAGACCUGAUUUUUCUUCCAUUUUCCUGGAUUUUGUCCAGAGAAACUACCGUAUUUUUUGGAGUAUAAGACGCACCUACCUUUCUUGGUGAGGAAAAGAAGAAAAAGAAAUCUCCCUCUGGCUCUGAGCAAUUUUGCCUCGGUACAGCAAACAGCCUGCUUUACUUUCAUUUUCGUUUUCAGCAUAGCUUGAUUAGCACAAGGAAAAAAAAAAUCUGCUCCAGCAAUUUACCUCCUUGCAGCAAGCAGCAGAGCCCUGCUAGCAAAACAGCUGAGAGCAAAUCAGCUGAGAGUCGGGAGGCUGAUCCAAUCAACUUGUGCUAAUUAGGCUGUGCUGAAGCUGAAAGUUGGUUUUUUCUUGCUAUUUGCUUGCAAGGAGAUAACUGCUGCGAAGCAGAGGCCAAAGGGUGGGGGCCAGUGGGUGGGCGGGGCUACAUUCAGUGUAUAAGACACACCUAAAUUUUCACCCCCUUUUAGGGGGGAAAAAGGUGUGUCUUAUACUCCGAAAAAUACGGUAAUAACACCUUAAGCACAGACAAUUGUUAGUGAUUGUUAAGAAGAAAACCCAAAGUCUUCGCUUCCCAAAGACUUCUGCCUUGUAUAUAAGCAAGUCUUUCUCCCACAAAAUAUUUAGAAAUAAAAUUGCCACAGGUGUGGGACCACUUGGAAAACUUCUGUCCAUCUCGGCUUCACCACACGGAUACACUGAAUUGUAUCAACCCAAUAGGAAUUUUAUAUACGUUUUCAGUUCUGCAUAAAAGUGAUUUUCAUAUAGGAUCGUAUGAACCUUUGAGCCGAAGGUGAUAAUUUGAGGUCGCUCCAUUUUGCUCCAAGAAAUUGGACAGUCAACUUGAGACGUCAGACCAGGCCACGUUGACGAAAUAUAUGUAUAUUUAUAUCUAUAUUUGACACAGAAAGGACAGUGUGGUCUUGUUUUGGAAAGAGCUUCAUUGAAAUCUGUAUGCUGACCAGGUCAGACUUACUGAAAGCAAAGGUUAAUAAUGUGUUUGUUACGUUAUGGUUUUAGAUUCUGAGAGCAUCUUUGUAGAAUAUGAGUAUAAUAAUAGUUUGUAAGUCGUAGAGACAAAGCUUUAAGUAUUUAUAUGGAAGUGGCUGAAAUAAUUUAUAAAUUCCAGCAACACACAGUUUAAAGAAUAUUGGUUUUUCUAUGCAAUGUUGAAGGUGCACAAGACACAUAUAUAUAUAUUGACAAAAGUGUCUUCCAUUAUAGGAUUUUAAAGGUUAAAAUGACAGAUUUUGGUCACUUUAUUAAGAGUGUGUGUCAAACGGGUACAAUAUUUUUGUUUGAAUUGCAGAACAAGUCGAGGUUUAAUCCAUGACAAUGGUCCAUGGAUUUUGAAUUCUAAGAUUCAGAUUUUAACAUGGUUAGAAUGGUUUUUUUUUGUAAAUUGUUCUGCAGUAUAUAUCGAGGCAAAACUAGAACAGCUUUUUUUUAAAAAAAAUUAGAAAACAAGAGCUAGUUUUUAUUACUAACACAUUUAUAUCGAAUUUAUAUUCAUGGGCACAAACAGCUUGAAUGGAGUUGCAGAUGCACCUGUACUUCGUUUUUGUUUUACCAGUAAAAAAAAAGUCAAUUUUUUAUUAAUAAUAUAUAUAUACAGUAGAUGUCUGGUAGAAGUCACAUAUGUUACUUAGCCUCCCUUCCCCAGCAAACUUCCUUGAUGGCAGCUUGGUACGUCCAUGCCAAAAUGUAAUCUGUAUUUUUCAAAAAAAUAUGUUUUUUCCCCCAUGAUGUGAGUAGCAGAUUCAGCUCUACUUUUCCACCCAGAUCACAAAGAAUGAUUUACUGGAGGGGUAUCCAAUUUUGGCAACUUCAAGAUCUGUGGAUUUCAACUCCCAGAAUUCUCUGCUGGCUGGGGGAUUCUGGCUGGGGGAUUCUGGGAGUUGAAGUCCACAGGUCUUAAAGUUGCCAAGGUUUAGUGUAUUGGACUGGAUGAAUAUUUGGCUGUACUUAAAACCCUCGCAAUAAAUGUCCAAGGGAUUGUGCGAGUUUCACAUGGUACUUCAUCCUUGGAUCAACAUUCCAGCAGCAGCUUCAACCUAUUGUGUGUUUAGCAAAGUCCUUCAUGCAAAAUGUGCCACACAUCCAUCAAAAACCCAAGAAGAUCUGAGAUCCAAAAUACAGAGGAAUGUAGGCUCUGGAAACCUCUUCUGGAAAUACAGGCCCAAAAGGAUUAAACUGUAGUGAUUACCAAAGAAUGACCCGGUGAUCUAAGACAUUUGGUUUCAUAAACAGCGCAAGCUGGCUGUUCAGAAAUGUUUGCCGGAAUUACUUUGGAGAGAUUUGUGCCGGUAAGGGGCCGUGUUUUAAACCACAUUCUUGCUAAAUUAAAAUGUUAAUUCCUUCUCUUGCUGCUCCAUCGAAUUCUUAGAAUGGUGCAUUAAAAUGAAAGCAGUUGGUUCAAUGCCAGCAUUCUUUUUCUUCAAAAAUUGUUAACAGCUAUUAUUCUGUUAAUGCCCCAUUUAAAUGUUUAUUUGCGAGACUGUUAAUGGCUAUUGCAGUAGUAGUAUUUAUUUGUGCACAUCCUGCACUGCUUGAUAAUAUGCUGUCAUUCUUUUGAAUGUUCAGACUUUGUUUCAGUAAGAAGAAAAAUCGUCUAGAUAUUUUUUUUUAAGAUCAUACAGAACAUUGCUGCCACGUUUCUUAAUGCCUUCCUAUCAGGGAGAAGUUUUGACUUGGUUGUAUCUAUAUUUGCAAGAAUAAACUUCGUUAUUUUGUUUUA
Pantherophis guttatus is the source of this 4662-nucleotide messenger RNA. The record is from RefSeq and is a predicted model, not a curated record. Lineage: Eukaryota; Metazoa; Chordata; Lepidosauria; Squamata; Colubridae.